GAUAAUCUUAACGCAAUAUUGUAACCAAAAAUUAUAAAUAAUAUAAUUAAUUAUUAUUUGUUAAUUACUAUAUAAUUACGAGUAGGUACGACGUACGGCCGUAUGUAGGAAAAUAAUAGGAAAAUAAUCAUAUUAUAUUAGAUUGGGUAAUAGAUAUGUAAGUCAUUAGGAAGUCGAUAAUAUAGUUAAUAUAGCUAGUAUAGUAGAAUAAUAAUAACUGCAUUGACUGAUCCAAAAUAAAAAGGGAAAGAGGAGAAGGUGAGGAACAAGCAUCACUGUAAUCUGUAGGUAAAUAUAUAUAUAAAUAUUUAAGAACUCCACAGGUAAUAAUAAAAUUAUAUGUAAAUAUAAUAUAGAGUUUGAAUGGCUAAAUAUAUAAUUCAUUAGUUUUAUCUUGUGAUAAGAGCUUAGAGCAGUAAUUGCUUACAUGCGAACCCAUAUACCAUAAUUUCAUACCACGUUCGACUGUCGAAGGCGCGUGUUUAAAAAGUUUUAAUUAAAUCACAUAAUAUUCGUGUAUCCAUUACUACGUACAAAUAUACAAUGGACGUAUAUUUAUCAUCAGAAUCCGAAGAUGACGAAAUUUUACUUUUGGCAGCAAUAGUGGCAGAUGAUGAAGAACGUAAAAGAAAGAAAAAAAGAAAAUGUUGGGUUCAUAGUAUUAAUAAGGAACGAGAGAUAUCUGGCGAGUAUUGUACUCUAAUGCCUGAAUUAAGAAAGGACCCAGAAAGAUUUCACAUAUAUUUUAGAAUGACUCCAGAGUGUUUCGAUCAAAUUUUGGAAUGGAUUAUCGAUGACAUUCAAAAAAUACCAACAAACUUUCGUAAUCCAAUACCACCAUCGGAACGGCUAGCGAUUUCACUAAGAUAUUUUGCCACUGGUGACUCAUUUUCGACAAUAGGUCAUAGUUUUCGUGUUGGGUUUUCUACUGUUAGUAAUAUUGUCACAGAGGUCAGUGAGUCUAUUAUUAAAGUUAUGGGACCAAUGUUUAUGCCUGAACCUACCACUAACAUUUGGGAAGAAUCUGCACGAGGUUUUUACGAAAAAUGGCAAUUCCCCAAUUGUAUAGGUAGCAUUGAUGGGAAACAUGUCACCAUAAAAUCUCCCAAUAACAGUGGAUCCAGAAAUUUUUGCUAUCUAAAAAAAUUUUCAAUUGUUUUAAUGGCUAUAACUAUAAAUUUAUUUGCGUUGACGUUGGUGGAUAUGGUCGAAAUUCAGAUGGUGGUAUUCUAG
Acyrthosiphon pisum (pea aphid) is the source of this 1233-nucleotide messenger RNA. RefSeq lists its product as uncharacterized. Lineage: Eukaryota; Metazoa; Arthropoda; Insecta; Hemiptera; Aphididae. Bases 544 to 1233 code for a protein of 229 amino acids. The transcript has 4 exons. The record is from RefSeq and is a predicted model, not a curated record.